AUGUUGUUAUUUUGUCCAGAGUGUGGCGCAUGUUUACAGAUUGAAGAAGGUUCAAACUGCUAUCAGUUCAAUUGCCAUAACUGUCCUUAUGUACAACCGAUCACAAAACUUAUAAGAAGUCGAUAUUACCCGAAACUAAAAGAUUUGGAUGAAGUACUUGGUGGUCCUGGCGCUUGGGAAAAUGCUCAAAUUACAGACGAACGGUGUCCACGUUGUGCGGGAGAAAGAGCAUAUUUUAUGCAACUUCAGACACGUAGUGCUGAUGAACCAAUGACUGUUUUCUAUCGUUGUGCGAAUACAGAGUGUGCUCAUCGGUGGAAAGAAUGA
Messenger RNA from Thelazia callipaeda (thelaziosis nematode), 327 nucleotides. Lineage: Eukaryota; Metazoa; Nematoda; Chromadorea; Rhabditida; Thelaziidae. The record is from the annotation of a GenBank genome assembly.